Molecule: messenger RNA, 1191 nt
Organism: Chilo suppressalis (striped riceborer)
Lineage: Eukaryota; Metazoa; Arthropoda; Insecta; Lepidoptera; Crambidae
Source: the annotation of a GenBank genome assembly
GUUUUAGCGGGUGUUGCCCUAACAAUGUCACAAAAUAACACAUCAAAAACGAAAAAUUACCUCGACGAUGCCACUACAGUAUUCUCCUUGGAAUUGUUUUAUGAGAUUGUCUUAGACAAACCUGGUCAGAGUGUAGUCAUGUCUGGAUACUCAGUCAUGGCGCCUCUGGCGCAGCUGGCAUUCGCCUCCGUUGGAGCAUCCCAUGAUGAAAUUCUCAAAGUUAUGGGUCUGCCCAACGACACUGUUACAAAAGACGUGUUUUUGUAUGCAAAACAAGUGUUAAAAUCAAGACCAGGAGUCGAGCUGGAGACAGCAAACAGUAUCUACAUACCUGAAGGAUACGAAUUAAAUGAGGAAUUCAACUCUGUUAGUAAAAAUGUAUUCAAUUCAGACGUGAAACAAGUCAACUUCACUAAUAAUCUUGAAGCUGCCGUUAAGAUCAAUAGCUGGGUGCAAAAUCACACCAAUAAUCGCGUUACACAUUUGAUAGAUUCGAAGAGCUUAGAUUCCAACACCCGCGCGGUAAUUGUGAAUGCCAUCUAUUUCAAGUGCAACUGGACGGAUAGCAAGAAAUUCGAUCCAUCUUUGACGAAAGUACGUGAUUUCCAUGUUACAAGUAACAAGACAGUGAAAGUUCCCACCAUGUUCAAGAGCAGCAAGUACUGGUACGAAGAAGAUAAAGAGAUAGACUCCAAGAUUUUAAAAAUUCCCUAUGUGGACGAAAAAAUGUACUUUUUAAUUAUACUGCCAAAUAAAGUUGAUGGAGUCACAGCUCUCGCUCACGAGCAAGUGUUCAAGAAAUCAGGCAAACUGAAGAAAAAUCUACAAAAUAUGAUUGAGACUGAAGUCGAUCUAUAUCUUCCCAAGUUCAAAUUUGAAAACUUUCUCCAUGUGAAGGAAUAUCUUCAAACGUUGGGUGUUACGAGCAUCUUUGACCAGAAUAAGGCUAAGCUAGUAAAUCUUGUUAAAAAUAAUGGCAGUGACCUUUUCAUCUCCAAUAUUUUCCAAAAAGCCGUCUUUUCGGUUAGUGAAGAGGGAUCUGAGGCUGCCGCUGCUACCGGUGUCACUGGUAUGGGAUCAAGUUUGUACCCAGUGAAAAAACAAGCAUUUGUAGCCGACCAUCCUUUCUUCUUCUUGAUAGUAGAUGGUGACAGGACAUUAUUCAACGGAGUCUAUUAUGGAGAGGUAUAG